Messenger RNA from Macrobrachium nipponense, 629 nucleotides. RefSeq names its product sodium-coupled monocarboxylate transporter 2-like. Gene Ontology annotation, cellular component: membrane. Lineage: Eukaryota; Metazoa; Arthropoda; Malacostraca; Decapoda; Palaemonidae. The transcript is spliced from 3 exons. Gene Ontology annotation, biological process: transmembrane transport; sodium ion transport. Gene Ontology annotation, molecular function: symporter activity. Bases 145 to 615 code for a protein of 156 amino acids. The record is from RefSeq and is a predicted model, not a curated record.
AUAAGUGAAUAUGACUACAAAUUAAAACCAUUCUCCAUUUUGGUAACGAUUUAACUAGCAUCCAUUCUUAUAAGUAACUUUUCCUUUUAUUUCUAGGGUGGUGUCAAAGCAAUAGUAUACACAGAUGUCGUGCAAACUAUAUUUAUGUUUCUGGGAAUGAUAACGACCGUGGUUAUCUGUGUCCUGGAUUUCGGCGGCCUGAGCAAUAUCUUCUCGAGAGCCAGUGAAGGUGGGAGGAUGGAGUUUUUCAACUUUGACCCAAGUCCCUACGUACGAUACACGUUCUGGUCUGUGCAGGUCCUUGGCUUCUACACUGUGAUUGGAAGGUUAGGAGUCAGUCAGAUGGGCUACAUGCGGCUCUCCUCUGUACCGUCUCUUGCUAAGGCCAAAAGAUUGUGUUCUUAUUACUUCGUGGGUCAAUGCGUCCUGUGGCUGACAUUCCUCUUCUCUGGCCUCGUGGCCUACGUGGCCUACAGCGACUGUGAUCCGCUGACCUCCGGGAGGAUAGCCGAACCCGACCAGAUUCUGCCCUACUUGGUGGUCAACAAGAUCUCCCACGUGCCCGGCAUGGCCGGACUCUUCGCUGCAGCCGUCUACAGUGGCAUGCUUAGGUGAGGCCUGCUCUGAGC